Vicugna pacos (alpaca) is the source of this 9492-nucleotide messenger RNA. RefSeq names its product diacylglycerol kinase gamma (gene DGKG). Gene Ontology annotation, molecular function: ATP-dependent diacylglycerol kinase activity; calcium ion binding. Gene Ontology annotation, biological process: phospholipase C-activating G protein-coupled receptor signaling pathway. NCBI's taxonomy places the organism in Eukaryota, Metazoa, Chordata, Mammalia, Artiodactyla, Camelidae. The record is from RefSeq and is a predicted model, not a curated record. Gene Ontology annotation, cellular component: plasma membrane.
GAGUGGCAGCUGGACUUGCCCGCUGCGAGGGGCAGGGCGCCGCAGUGCCGUAGUAGUGGGCAGCCGAGGCGCACCUCUUGGGAGCCGCGGGUACUGGGGCCGGCAGAGACCCCCGGCGCUGCCUAACCCCAACCGGGCAGCCCGAGCUCCGCGGCGCCCAGUCGCGCUCCAUCCCCCUCCCCAGGAGGGCUGCGCGGGCGGGAAGACGCCCAGACGCCAGCUUCGGUCCCCUUUCAGUCUCUCGGUUCCUCUUUCCACCCAAGUAAGGGAAUAAGCCCCGAGGAAGGAGCGCUCCGCAGAAUCGCGCAACCAAGUGUUGCAUGCUGAGGAGGAGCAGAGACUUCUGAAUUUACCUUGUCUACAGACUGAAGGAUGUUUCCUGAGAAAUAUCAGAGGUCUUCAUCUGCUGAAAGGUGCCCGCAGCUGCCGUAGACACUUGGGUCCUUGAGAAGUCUCCUGAAGGGCUUGUCUAUUGUGUACCUGCAAUGAACCAAGCCCCAGGCUGGGCCUCGGCUUUAGCCUGGUGAACAAAACUCUGUCCCUAACCUCACGUGCUCACAUCUAGCAAAGAUGAGUGAAGAACGGUGGGUCUCCCUCACUCCAGAAGAAUUUGGCCAACUCCAGAAAUACACAGAAUAUUCUACCAAGAAGAUAAAAGACGUCUUGGCUGAAUUUAAUGAGGGUGGGAGCCUCAAACAAUAUGGCCCACAUGAGCCAAUUAGCUAUGAUGUCUUCACGCUGUUCAUGAGGGCAUACCUGGAGGUGGACCUUCCUCAGCCACUGAGCACACACCUCUUCCUGGCCUUCAGCCAGAAGCCCAAACAGGAGACCUCUGACCACCCAAAGGAGGGGGCCAGCAACAGCGAGGCCAGUGGCCCAGAUUCCGACAUACAGAAUGCAGAUAAUGCUGCCAAAGCAGACGAGGCCUGUGCCCCAGAUACGGAAUCAAAGAUGACCGAGAAGCAAGUGCCAGCUAAAGACCAAGCGGCUGCGACCCCUCUGGGAAACCCUGUUGUUCAGUCUCCAGGCUCAGAAUCCCCCACAGUGUACCUGAAGGACGUCGUGUGUUACCUGUCCCUGCUGGAGACGGGGAGACCUCAGGAUAAGCUAGAGUUCAUGUUUCGUCUCUAUGAUUCAGAUGAGAACGGUCUCCUGGACCAAGCGGAAAUGGAUCAUAUCGUCAACCAAAUGCUGCACAUUGCCCAGUAUCUCGAGUGGGAUCCCACGGAGCUAAGGCCUAUACUGAAGGAGAUGUUACAAGGGAUGGACUACGACCGGGACGGCUUUGUGUCUCUCCAGGAGUGGGUCCACGGAGGGAUGACCACCAUCCCAUUGCUGGUCCUCCUGGGCAUGGACGACUCUGGUCCCAAGGGGGACGGAAGGCACUCCUGGACCUUGAAGCAUUUCAAGAAACCAACCUACUGCAACUUCUGCCACAUCAUGCUGAUGGGUGUUCGGAAGCAAGGCCUGUGUUGCAUUUACUGUAAAUACACUGUCCACGAACGCUGUGUAUCCAAAAACAUACCUGGGUGUGUCAAAACGUACUCAAAAACCAAAAGGGGCGGCGAGGUGAUGCAGCACGCGUGGGUGGAAGGGAACUCCUCUGUCAAGUGUGACCGGUGCCACAAAAGUAUCAAGUGCUACCAGAGUGUCACCGCGCGGCACUGCGUGUGGUGCCGGAUGACGUUUCACCGCAAAUGUGAACUGUCAACGUUGUGUGACGGUGGGGAACUCAGAGACCAUAUUCUGCUGCCCACUUCGAUCUGCCCCGUCACCCGGGACAGGCAAGAUGGGAAGUCGGAUGGUAGCAUGUCAGCCAAGGGUGAACUUAUAAUGCAGUAUAAGAUCAUCCCCACCCCGGGUACCCACCCCCUGCUGGUCUUGGUGAACCCCAAGAGUGGAGGAAGACAAGGAGAAAGAAUUCUUCGGAAAUUCCACUAUCUGCUCAACCCCAAACAAGUUUUCAACCUGGACAAUGGGGGGCCUACUCCAGGACUGAACUUUUUCCGUGAUACUCCAGACUUCCGUGUUUUGGCCUGCGGAGGAGAUGGGACAGUUGGCUGGAUUUUGGAUUGCAUUGAUAAGGCCAGGUUUGCAAAGCAUCCACCCGUGGCCGUCCUGCCUCUUGGAACAGGAAAUGACCUGGCCCGCUGUCUCCGCUGGGGAGGAGGUUACGAAGGGGGCAGCCUGACCAAAAUCCUGAAGGACAUCGAGCAGAGCCCCUUGGUGAUGCUGGACCGCUGGCACCUGGAAGUCAUCCCCAGAGAGGAAGUGGAGAAUGGGGACCAGGUCCCGUAUAGCAUCAUGAACAACUACUUCUCCAUCGGUGUGGAUGCUUCCAUUGCACACAGGUUCCAUAUGAUGCGAGAGAAACACCCUGAAAAAUUCAACAGCAGGAUGAAGAAUAAGCUGUGGUACUUUGAAUUUGGCACCUCGGAGACCUUCGCAGCCACCUGCAAGAAACUCCAUGACCACAUAGAGUUGGAGUGUGAUGGGGUUGGAGUGGACCUGAGCAGCAUCUUCCUUGAAGGCAUUGCUAUUCUCAACAUUCCCAGCAUGUACGGGGGCACCAAUCUCUGGGGAGAAACCAAGAAGAACCGUGCUGUGAUCCGGGAAAGCAGGAAGGUCGUCACCGACCCCAAGGAACUGAAACUCUGUGUCCAAGACCUCAGUGACCAGCUUCUUGAAGUGGUGGGGCUAGAGGGAGCCAUGGAAAUGGGGCAGAUCUACACUGGCCUGAAGAGUGCUGGCAGGAGGCUGGCCCAGUGCUCCUCUGUCUCCAUCAGGACGAACAAGCUGUUGCCAAUGCAAGUGGACGGAGAGCCCUGGAUGCAGCCACCGUGCACGAUUAAAAUCACUCACAAGAACCAAGCACCUAUGAUGAUGGGGCCUCCCCAGAAGAGCAGCUUCUUUUCGCUGAGGAAGAAGAGCCGUUCAAAAGACUAGACCAGGUGCCCAACGCCAGUGCAGCCAAGAGAGAAAGCAAGAAACUGAAACACACACACACACAUACGCACACACAUCACACCACACCGCCACACUCUCUAACCAGUGGAAGCAAAGCCACCCUCUAGGAAGAAAGCUUCACCCUGACAUCCGUUCUCUUACAACAGUGGACACCCCCCAACAAAGGCAGUGCCGGCGGGACGUGUUGAAAGGACUUAGGGCCCACCGGAUGUGGUUGGCUCAUGCAGCACCCUCCACGUUCCCUGAAGGCCUUGAGAGGGACUUCCUGAGACCGCAGAAGAAAUCCCCCUCUCUUUCCACUAGCCCCACAGGUUUCCUCGCAAGGAGCAGGCUGCAGGUUUCCUGCCUUUGGUAAGAUCGGAUGUGGCCAAGGGAAAGCGCUCACAUUCAGAGAGCUUGCACAAAGGUCCCUCUGUGCGGAGACAAGACAGCCUCCGCCUCUCAGAGCACAACCCUUGGCAGGGCUCAGCCCGCGCACACCGACUGCUCUGUCGGUCGGUUGUCCUUCGUCCUUCGAGCGACAGUCAGCUUCUCCUGGAACUUGCUGAGGAGGCAGAAAGUCUGAGGAAAGCUGCGUUUCCUUUCUCGGCCAUGCGCGCGGUCGGUGGGCACUGCUUCUUUUCCCGGAGCCUGCUGGUGGCUGUGUGUUUGUUUAGAGCCGGCUUCCAGAGCCCCGGAGCUGCCUGCACAGCGCACCUUAGAUGUGGUAUUUAUUUUCUUAGUUCUGUGAACACCUGGGAGGGAAAGCGGAGAAACUGGAAUUUAUUUUUCAAAUUGGUGUCAUAAUAUUGUGUAAAAAGGGAAGAAAAAAAAAAACCACCCCCAGCUUCUUUCUUUUUCAAGCCAAAGCUUGUUUCCUGUUUGAGUUCCAAGCCCUGGUGGCAGACUAUUCCUGAAGGCAAAGAAGAUGGGAGGGAAGGGCCUUUUGCCGAGGAGACCAGGAGACAGACCAUCAGGCGGUUCCCUCCUGCCUCUUUGCACCUACCGCUCCCAGAUUAAGACCUCAAGGCCCUUCUGAUGGUCCUAUGUGUGUGUACAUAUAUAUAGUGUAUAUAUUUAUAUGUAUAGAUAUUUAUUUACUGGUGGGUUUUUCCUGAUUGCAAAAAAAAAAAAAGUAUAAGAACAGAAAAUGAGAAACAAAAAGAAGGUUCCCCCCCCCACUUCUUCCAUUUCAUUGUCAAUUUCCUGUGGUGAUCAUGAGAUUUAAGGGAAAUUAAAGUAGCUCCUUAUCAUAAAUAGACUGAGAAUUUCUAUUCUGGAUCCUCAAAACAACCAUGAAAGAUAUGCCAGGCAGGAUUUACUCUCCCAUUUGUCAUAUAAGGAAACUGAGUCUCAGAAAAGUUGAACUUGUCCGUGGUAUCCUGGCUAAUGUGGCUUGGGAAUAGGUGCCACUGAGAAGAGAUUUAAUAGAGAAAAGCACCCACAUAUCUUGGAAUAGAGUCAUUUCUGGUCACUGAGAAGUGAUUCCAUUGGGAUCCAGGUUGCCAGGGAAGAAUGAAUGUGCAACCCACGUGUGGCCGGGACAAGCCCACACGAGAAAGUGAGGGCCACCCGAUGCUUCUCAGAGACUCUCUCUAGCCUGAACUGAUGAGAAUUUGGUCCAGGGUUGAAGGCACUAGAAGAUAAUCAAAUUAAACUCUCCACAUGUCACCUCAUCAUGGUCAUCAGUCUCUUGAUCUGGAAACACCCCUGGCGACAGGGAUGGCCUCAGUGGAGAGUCACGAGGAGGGCAGAGGCGCCUCCUGCCGGGCGCUGCCAGCCAGCAUGACCUUUCAGUUCGGUGGGCUCCAUUCAUCUGGCGCCAGCAUGACCUCCUUCCCUGAGGGCACGUCUGUGGAGAGCUUUGUUGGCGCAUUUGCUUCCUUCAGCCUCCAUCCCCUCUGAGAUUUCUCAAGAGGAAAGCUGGGCCCACUCAACACCACUCCACUGAGCUCCCUCUGUCUCCUUUCACUGGGUCAGGAACUUCGGACAAGAAAGGGAAGAUUAAGAUUGCAUGUACAAAUUGAUUCUAACUCUGGAGGAAGCAGUCCGCUAGGACCAGUCUAGGACAGAGAUCUAGAAUCAACCUGCUCUACCUAACAGUGCAGAACACUGGGCAGAGGGAAAAUAGGCGGCCUGAAGCAUGUCCUGAAUGAUGGGCUCCUUGGUGAUGGGACCAACAAGCCCCAGAAUGAACAACAGGUACCAUCUUGGAAACCACUUGAUUCUGAAAUGAAGGCAGGUUCAGUGCAAGGGUCACUGAUUCUAAAACAUUUACAGAAGUUUUUGCGUGUGUUCCAGCCCCAAUGUCCCAACGUUGAGGCUGUUGAGACACAGCACUGUCAACAGGUGAAACUGAUGCUCGAAGAUCACAUGUCAGAGACUGGCCCCUGCCUGCUCCACUCUAGUGCAUAGGACUUGCAGUGUUGCUUGAGAGACACGUCCCACGUCCUCCGUAGAGCCACAGAGUACAGCAAACAUCGGUGGAAUUGCACUUUCAGUGUUGUAACCUCAGUAAGUCUAGUGUUGUUUAAUCUGACUUUGCAACUCAUCCCUUAACUACUGUGACUGUGGUUUCAGUUCCUAUAGAACACCUCAUCAUAGUGGUCCUCCCAGCAACCCCUGAGGUUGACAGAAAAGGUGGUUAUUAUCCUCAUCUAAAUAAUGAGGGAAAACGAGGCUUAAUAAGACCUGGUGCCGUCUCAAAGUUAGGCAGUCAGGGGAGAAUCCUCCCUUAUUCCUCAUCCUGUUCUGAUUCUGGCCAUGUCACAGACAUGUUUUCACCUGCCCCCACACGUCUGCCCCCCUGGCAAUAAAAGGAAUGAAACAGAAACAGGAAAUCUUCGAUAGAGUAUGUUGUCCCUGGACUAAUGGCUAGGAGCUGCAUCUCAUUAUGACUUGGUCUUUGUGGGUUUCCUCCAGCGAGUUGAGAAUGGAGAUAGACUUAGUAGGAUGAUUAUAUUUCAGGUCAGAGACCAGCUCCUCUCAAGAGAGUUCUUUCCACAGAUGGAAAAGAUAUGUUAAAAUUGCCAAAUAAAUUAGGAAAUACUUGGCAGAAUCUGGAAGAGCCUCCAGACUGGCGUUACAUAACAUGCAUAUACAUUAUACAUAUGCACAUUAUAUAAGGUGACAUAGUACUUAAUGUGCUGUAUAUAUUAUGUAAAUUACAUAUUUGUGAGUAAUCAUGAUAAAUAUAGAGACCCACUAAUCACUUUUUUACACAUACCCAGUGACAGAUUAGGAAGUUACUUUGCCAGAGAGUCUUAAAACUUACUCUCUCCUGCUGCUUUGGUUCCAACUCCUGCCAAAAAUAAUUGCAUCAAGUUUUCCCAUCUCUAGCCCCCUCUCUCUCCUCUUGGCCAGAACCCCCAGUUACCUCCUGUCCUGGCUAGGUUGUACCUUCCGUGGAACACUACUGUGACUGGGCUUCAUAAAAAUAGAAUCUGGGGAUGGGAAGGAUCUGGACUCCCAGAUUCCGUGUCACCAGCCUACGCCUCAGUACCCCCAGGUAGGUGGCUGCCCAAUACUAAGGUUAAAGGGAGCGAUCAGAGGGAAGAGGGAGAGACGAGGAGUCCACCAGCCCCCCGAGGAAGGAAACUUCACAGUGGCCCUUGGCCACGAGCUCCAGGAUCCGACGAUAAUCAAUCAGGAAGUUAUUUCAAAAAUCAAGUCUAAGUUUCCAUAGCAUAUCCAAAGCCGUAAUUUCCUAAAAUGUGUUUCACGCUAUACUGGUGUCCAUAAAAUGCUCCACGAAUGAAGAGUUCUGUGGUCAAGUGCUGGGUUCCCUUCUAGGAAGUACAUAGAGAGGCUUAGUGCUGAGAACUCAGGGUAAAGAACUAGAGAGGCUUUAUUUGUCUGUCAACAGCCAUUGCCUGGAAACAGUGCCUUAAGCCCACCAUCCCUUCUUUUUGUUCUCUGUGGAGAUGGGAACGUGCAGGUAACUGCCCUCUGCAGUCAUAUUGCAAAUAGUACUUUUCUAGGACAAGGAGUCUCUAUUCUGAACACACUCUUUCUAGUUUCUUCUAUGUGAUUGCAUAACUACUUUCAUUAUUUCCCUCUACAUGUCUUCAAGCAAGAAUCAAGAAUCUGGCCUCAUUGUUCCUUGAGUGGAGGAGGGGUUGGGGGAAAAAUAAGGGGAAAACAUGACAGCUGCCAGGGAUCAGACUUCAUCUGUAUAGCUCCAGAGGAGAGGACUGGGUCUAAAGAACACAGCUGGGGAAAGGGUCAAUGUUUAUUCAGUGCAACGACUGCUCUUGGAGCUAGCUGGCCUAACCUGGAAAGAGCUGCCUUGUGGGGGAGUGGAGAGCCACCUGCACUUAUAGGAAAAGCCUUGACCUGGUUGGGGAGGAACAAACAGUGAUUGACCCACCAUGUUUAAAAGCUGUUGAAACCGUUUUUGUAAGCAUCAAUGUUCAAUCAAUAGGUCUAUUACCUCCUUUUGAGCAGCACACAAGUGUCCCUUGUUUUCUGAAAGAAUGAAGAAUGACUCCCAGAGGAAUUUCUGAAUCAGUGGGUACUGACCAGCUAGACUGCACCUACACAUAGUGGGAUCAACCGGAAUCCUAUGCGCCCUCAAGGGCAGCUAGUGGUGGUGGUGGUCUUUCCUCGGGAGCUCUGAGAGUUAAAGGAACGAGUUACAGUGUGUGAAGACCAAAAGAGAUUUUGCACUUUUGUUGGGGUUCAUGUUAGCGGUUUGGAACUCUUCUCCUGGUCACAAAUACCAGAUCUGCAUCCGACUUGGAAUAGCAGCAAGGAAAGCAAAACUCUCCCACAUCGCAGAUAACAAUCCAGUUUUGCAUAAAACUAGUGAAAAGAAUUGUAUAGAAUUUCACAUGGAGCCGUCUUUUGUAGCUCACCUUAAUGUUCCACCAUACUGGAGCACAUCUGUUAACUUUCUGCUGUAGAGAGAAAACAGGAAAGGGAAUUCCCACGUCGGGCUGACUGGGUGCAAGGCAGUGUGUCAAGGCCUUUUUGUGUGCUAUCCCAUUUAAUCCUCCGAACAGCCUAGGAUGUGGGCAUUGUGCGUAUUUCACAGAUAAAGGAGUUAGUGCAUAGAAAGGUAAAGUCCAAGGUCAAAGAGAUAGCAAGUGGUAGAGCAAGGACUAGACGUGGGUCUGUCUUACAUCAACAUUUGUGCUUUUUCUACUAUAUUUUAGUGCUUUUAACAUUCUUAUCUAUUUCCAACUCUACUAUUAUCCUAGGUGAGAUUACACAGCAAUGACAAAUUGAUGUCCCAUCUGGUCAACCUCUAUAGAGCCAUCUAAUCAUGUUCCUACUGAAGAACUUCCAGUGCUUGCUCACAUUUCAACUCAACAGCCUCCAUGCGCAGCUAGAAAACCGAACCUCCUCCUUGCAGACAAACUGGCAGCCAUCCCUGAAUCCUCAAUGUUUCAAAUUCUGGCUGAAUGGGAGUCGUGUCCCAAGGCCUGCCUAAGAGAUUUUCUAUUCAACUCUGUGAGUGGGAGAGCAGCAAGCAGCCUUCUCAGACUUAAAUGGUCAGCAGUGCCUGGCCUGCAUGGGGAAGGCGGGCUCGGGUUGUGGAAGGGAGCCUCCAGUGAGAAGGCUCUGCAUGUGAUCCUCAUUAGUGAUGGGCGUGGGCUGGGCCAUCUGUGUUCCACAGGAGAACAGAAUGUCAGGCUGCCUUUCAGAUGCCAAGAGAUGCUAUCUAAUGGCGAGAUCCAGAGAGCUCAAAAAGCAAAGAGGCAUCUUUCCUCCUGAGCAUAUCUGUAGGAAGCCAGGGGCACAGAAAACCAAGGGGUUUUGGAAAUUAGCUGCUUAACUUGCGGGGCAUUUCACCCUUGCUACCAGUGCAUUCUUCAUGUCCAUGGUGUAAGACGGCUAGCAGAGCUCGGCAGCCUCAUCUGCUAACUAAACUCCCUCAGAUGGACCCCAAGCUGAACCUCUGUUGACCUGAAAUCUGUAGAUGCAAUGGCAGGUGCAUUACAGCAAGGCACCAGUUUGCAGUUAAGCCUCUGGGUCUCCCAGGGGUCAGGAAACACUAGAGGUAGAGAGAUCAUCUAAUUGGAUGCUGGAUGCAGAUUCUAGAGGAUAAUCAGAAAACUUGGAGAACUAGUCUAAAUGUGUCAAAUUAGAAAAUGCAAUUUGGAAGCAAAGAGGAUAACAUCUACCCCAGUAUCUAGCAUGUAGUAGGUAAUGAGUAAAUACUGUUAAAUGAAUGAAUAGCUGAAGUGGGUAUCUUUCCUUCCACCCUGGAAUGGGUAAGGCAAGGGGAGGGUGGUUGGUAGAGGGGAUGAAAGCUUUUUAACUAACAACUCAGGAACUUGAAACCACAGGAUGUAGAGGGAGCUCAUGGGGGCCUUUAGCUACUUAGACAUCUGUUGAGUGAUGGAUACAGCUAAAUAUGGAUCAUCAAAGGGCUCUCUAGGUCACAUGGAGGGCAGCUUCAUGAUUCAGAAAAUAUGAAAUUCAACUCAGACAGAAAGACAGAAAUAUUUGCUAUCUACUUCUUGGAGAUCAGGUCAGAACUGACCCAAAAAAAAAAAAAAAAGCACAGACAUGGAAUCACAACACAGUAAGAAAUCAGCA